AUGGCUUCAGCCGCCACUAUCACCGCGCCAAAAAUGAACCUCAAGCUUACAUCAAACGACUCCGCUGUCCUGCAAGCUCUUUUCGACAAUGGUGAGGGCUCGUUUCCUAUUCCAUCUUCGACAGAUACAUCUUUAGAGCAUACAGCCGCCGCCGACUCGCAAGCCAUCAAUAUCGACGAUUCAUUACCAGCAUUUCCUCGAUGUUCUAUCGAAGAGGCGGCAUUAAGUUCGUUAAAAGAUCGUGAACUGGCAAUAAUACAUCGGAUACAAACUAGCUCGUCAACAUCAAGCACCACAUAUUCGACACAGGAAGCAUCGUCAUCAUCGACGCCAAACCACAUUUUAGAACAAGCCAUUGCUGAUCUUUCAUCACUUAUUACCGAACACCCCGAUUAUCCACCGCUGUACGCAAACAGAGCGCAGGCAUUACGGCUACUCAUACAAUCCAAAAACUCGGACGCAAACGACACAGACAAAGAUGCCGCUAUAUUCCAUCCCGCAAACAAAGAUCUAGCAACGAAACUUCUAUCAGACUUGAGUAAAGCCAUAUCAUUAGCUAGCCCUGUACCAACCGGCGCGAAUGGGGACAGUACCAAUGUCUCAUCAGCUCAGCACCGCUUACUCUCAAACACCCAUAUGCACAGGGGUUAUCUUCUACUCAAAGCGGGCAAGAUCUGCAAGGAAGAGGAGAAGGACACGAACGAAACAGGAAACCAAGAAAGAGGAGGUCCCAACCAACUCCUCGGAAUCACGAGUAGGGAUCAACUAGAAGAAAUGGCCAGUCAAGAUUUCUUUGAAGCGGGUCGGUAUGGGAAUGAAGUUGCAAAACAAUUGAGUGUGGGGACGAAUCCGUAUGCGAAGAUGUGUGGAGCGAUUGUGAAGGAGGCUUUGAAGAAGGAGAUUGAAGAGUUUCAAUCUUGA
Molecule: messenger RNA, 921 nt
Organism: Talaromyces marneffei
Lineage: Eukaryota; Fungi; Ascomycota; Eurotiomycetes; Eurotiales; Trichocomaceae
Exons: 1
Coding region: 1-921 (306 amino acids)
Biological process (GO): cilium assembly
Source: RefSeq, a predicted model, not a curated record